AUGAGUGUUUUGCUGGAGACUUCCUUGGGCGAGAUCGUCAUAGAUCUCUUGGUCGACAAUGCCCCGAAAUGUUGCGAAAAUUUUCUGAAACUGUGCAAAAUCAAGUACUACAAUUUUUCGCCAUUCCACAGUGUCCAAAAGGGCUUCUCUUGCCAAACAGGAGAUCCGCUUGGACCGGAUUCGCCUGAUAGUGAUGGCGGCAGUUCAAUUUGGGGUCUCAUUUCUGACCCCGCGAAGAAGAGUUUCGUGGCCAACAUCGAUCCCAAGCUAAAACAUACGCAGCGGGGGACGGUCAGUAUGGCCACUGUGCCUUCACCCAACGAUGCUGAUCAGCGGCUUGCGGGCAGUCAAUUUAUUAUUACGUUAGGUGACAACAUUGACUAUUUGGAUGGAAAAGCUGCCCCAUUCGGCAUGGUGGUGGAAGGGUUUGACAUUCUUGAGAAGAUCAAUGACGCUUUCACGGAUGCAAACGGUCGGCCGCUGAAAGACAUUCGAAUUCGGCACACCGUCAUCUUAGAAGAUCCAUUUGAAGAUCCCCCAGGCCUUGUUGUACCUGACACAAGUCCUCCGCCGACCAAGGCGCAACUAGCCACAGUUAUGAUCGCGGAUGAUGAGGAGUUGGGGGAAGAAGUGGACGAGGCUGCCAUGGAGAAGUUGCGCCGAGAACGAGAGGCACGCGCCCAGGCUCUUACCCUGGAGAUGGUUGGCGAUCUUCCUUUCGCAGAAGUCAAACCGCCCGAGAAUGUCCUGUUCGUGUGCAAACUCAACCCGGUCACCAGUGAUGAGGAUCUGGAGUUGAUCUUCAGUCGAUUUGGCAAGAUUUUGUCGUGCGAAGUUAUCAGAGACAAACGCACAGGGGACAGUCUUCAAUACGCAUUUAUCGAAUUCGAAAAUCAGAAGGACUGCGAGCAAGCCUAUUUCAAGAUGCAAGGUGUUCUCAUCGACGACCAUCGAAUCCACGUAGACUUUUCACAGAGUGUGUCCAAGCUCUCGGACACUUGGAGAACUGCGACCAACUCCAAACGAGCAAGACAAUCUGGCGGCUUUGGUGGCAUUGCAAGUCUUGAGAAAAAACGCCACUACCGGGAGCAGAAUGGGCGAGAUCAGGGCGGCCGGGGUUAUAGAAUGGUCUUUGACAAAGAUGAAAUCAGCCGGAACAGGGAUCCCGUGCCAGGGCAUGCAUCGCGAAGUUCUCGAAGCAGGAGUCCACGACGUGAUCGGCUAGCAACAGAGCUUGAUGGUCGGGGAAAGGAGAGGAGAUAUCAUGGUGAUUACCAAGACAGACAAAGGGAUCGGUACGACGGGCGAGAUCGUGGCAGAGACCGGGACAGGGACAGGGACAGGGAUCGAGACAGAAGGGAAGAUGGGUAUCGUCCUGGUCCGCGAAGGGGACGAGACAGAUGA
This is a messenger RNA of Capronia epimyces CBS 606.96, 1404 nucleotides long. Its product is annotated as peptidylprolyl isomerase. The coding region runs from base 1 to 1404 and encodes 467 amino acids. NCBI's taxonomy places the organism in Eukaryota, Fungi, Ascomycota, Eurotiomycetes, Chaetothyriales, Herpotrichiellaceae. Gene Ontology annotation, molecular function: peptidyl-prolyl cis-trans isomerase activity; RNA binding. The record is from RefSeq and is a predicted model, not a curated record. Gene Ontology annotation, cellular component: nucleus. The transcript has 2 exons. Gene Ontology annotation, biological process: protein peptidyl-prolyl isomerization.